Miscanthus lutarioriparius is the source of this 534-nucleotide messenger RNA. The record is from the annotation of a GenBank genome assembly. Lineage: Eukaryota; Viridiplantae; Streptophyta; Magnoliopsida; Poales; Poaceae.
AUGGCACUGUCGCGGAAGGCGUGGAUCGCCGCCGGCGUUGGUGCGCGGCUGCUCAUGAUCGCCGUCCUGGCCGUGAGCGUGCCCCUCACGCUCCACAACGACACCAAGCGCAAUUACGGCGGCGAUGACUUCUACAAGCUCCAGAGCUACUCGUACACGGUCGCGGUGGCGGUGAUGGCCAGCGGCGUGCUGCAGAGCCCCGUCGCCGUCUACCUCCUCUGCAAGAGCAAGCGGAUAACGCCCAGCUCCCUCGUCCUGGACAUCAGCCUGUGCGCCGACGUGGUGGUGACCGUUCUGCUGGCCAGCGGCGUCGGCGCGGGGUUCGGCGCCACCAACAACGAUGCCUUGCGAUACGUCAACUACGUGAGAUGGGAAGAAAACAGCAGAAAGGACGAUCUCAUCGACUACUACAACAAGGCGAUCGUCCCCGUGGUCUUCCUCCUCCUCGGGACGGUACUGUCCAUGGCCGCCACUGUCGUCUCGGCCAGGCUCCGGGCCCGGGCGACCGACGAAGCCGACGCCCGACACCAAUAA